Acromyrmex echinatior (Panamanian leafcutter ant) is the source of this 1188-nucleotide messenger RNA. RefSeq names its product Tumor necrosis factor alpha-induced protein 8-like protein sigmar (gene sigmar). Lineage: Eukaryota; Metazoa; Arthropoda; Insecta; Hymenoptera; Formicidae. Gene Ontology annotation, biological process: regulation of apoptotic process. Gene Ontology annotation, cellular component: cytoplasm. The record is from RefSeq and is a predicted model, not a curated record.
GCCGUGCAGUGCGACGGAUGUUCAGUAUUGUCGAGCGCCGUCGCGACUGACGCAGUACUCCCGCGCCUCGCGAGUCGUGCUGAUUGUGCGUGAUUUUUUCUCACGUUUCUGUAUCGCGCGUUAUCGCGCAAAUCGGUGAAACACGGAAGCACCUCCGAUCCCGAGGACGACGCCGGAGCCCGACGGCGACCGCGACGGCUCCCGCCCGUGGAGAAAUUUCAUCCCAUUCGCAAGUCGGGUCGCGCUCCCGCGGCCCACAACUUCGGCAGAGGUGGCGUGGGGCACAGCCGUAAUGGAAUUGCAGAGCUGGUUGCUCUAUCAUUUAGUGGCUGUCACCGACUGUAAUCAAGUGAUGCAGUCGGUAAACACAAUCGGAAGUAGCGGUGGAGGCGGAGGCGGCGGAUCGUAUUCCGCUGGUGGUGGGACUGGAAGUCGCACCCGCGAUUUAGGGCUACGCGCCCAGAAGAAGCUUCUCGGCCGCAUAAUGUCCACUAAUGCAGGUCGAUCGCUCUUCAUCGAUGAUGCUACGACGUCAUUGCUUGAUAAUCUCUACAAACUGAUGGAAAGCGUCACCAAAAGCAACCCACAUUUGGACAAGAAGGAGCCCGAAAAGGUCCUCAAGAACAUUGUCAAAUUGUCUAUCAAGAUUGGACUCGUGCAGCGCAGUCAUCAAUUCCGUUCGAACGACGCCGAGAAGCUGGAAGAGAUCCGAGAGGCUCUGGGGACAGUGGCGAUGACUGUCGUAUCAUUCUACGAGGUGGAUUAUAGUUACGACCAGGAGUACCUAACAGGUUCAAUGGAACGUUGCCGAACGUUGCUCCAGCAGUUAAUAAAACCGCAUCUUACGGACAAGUCGUCACAGCGUUGCGACCAGGUGUUCGACUUUCUGGCGUAUCCCAAAUUUUUGGACUCGGUGUUCCGAUACGACUCUGAACAUAGACCCAUUCUCGGCAUGCUAGUCAGUGACCUCAACAAGGCGUUGGAUGCCAGGCGGCUUUGAUUCUAUAAGAAUGAUAUUCACAUGUUAAUAAGAACGAAUCGAUGGCCAACAACACGGUUCGAUUGCUGGGAAAAUGUCCAUCUCUCUCGGCAACGGCGGUCUCGCGAUCGUGAUCGAUGAUGAGUCGACGAACACAGCGGACGAUCCGUUGGACACGCGCGCUUCGUUACACUUUAUUUCACAGCGAA